AUGCCUCUUGUUAUUCCAGGCAUCAACUCCUCUAUGGGCGAUAAGUCCGAGUGGGUCAACAAAUUGAUGGGCAAGAAGCUCAGCGACUCAGCUAGUAACGAGACGGCAUUCGCCAAGAAGGAUCUCCCCGAGUCCCACCGCAUACUGGAACAUGAUUCCAUGGCGACUGCGGAUCACCAGGAUAAUAGAUUAAAUAUCCACCUUGAUCGCGAUGGAAUCGUUCAUAAUGUGACCUAUGGCUAG
Penicillium angulare is the source of this 243-nucleotide messenger RNA. RefSeq lists its product as uncharacterized. The transcript has 3 exons. The record is from RefSeq and is a predicted model, not a curated record. NCBI's taxonomy places the organism in Eukaryota, Fungi, Ascomycota, Eurotiomycetes, Eurotiales, Aspergillaceae. Bases 1 to 243 code for a protein of 80 amino acids.